Camelina sativa (false flax) is the source of this 1716-nucleotide messenger RNA. RefSeq lists its product as uncharacterized. Gene Ontology annotation, molecular function: K48-linked deubiquitinase activity; cysteine-type carboxypeptidase activity; cysteine-type deubiquitinase activity. NCBI's taxonomy places the organism in Eukaryota, Viridiplantae, Streptophyta, Magnoliopsida, Brassicales, Brassicaceae. The record is from RefSeq and is a predicted model, not a curated record. Gene Ontology annotation, cellular component: cell periphery; cytosol. Gene Ontology annotation, biological process: protein K48-linked deubiquitination.
GCUUCCUUCUUUGGAGAACAAAAUUGUUUCUUCUUCGAUUUCUCCGAGACGAUUUAAAUCUCAAAGAAGCACUUCUCGAAUUCGAGUGAUCGUCGUCGUCGUGAACCUUCUCCGUCUUCGUCAAUGGCGAUCUAUCAUUCUCCUCCUGCUUCUCCGAAAUCGGAUCCCCCUCCUCCCGCGGAAGAGACGAAUCAAGAAUCGCAACUGAAGGAGAAGAACGAAACUCCGAAGCAAGUCUUUUACAAGACGAAGGAGAUUGUGUAUCGAGGACGAUCGAUGCGUAUCGUACUCCAAGACAAGAACGGACCAUGUCCUCUCAUUUCCAUUUGUAAUGUUCUUAUCUUGAGAGAAGAAAUAAAUCUAGGUUUUGGCUGUGUUGAUGUAUCUGAAGAUGAUUUGCUGAAUCAUGUGGCCGACGUAUUCUGUGAAAGAAAUGAUUAUGAGUGUAUUGAUGUUGAGCUCCUCAAACGCCUUGCAAAGGGAAUAAAUGUCGAUAUUAAAUUCGAUAGCAUUAAGGGUUUUGUGGUUACACCUGAGCUUGCUUUAUUCGGUUCACUUGGUAUUCCUUUGUAUCAUGGAUGGAUAGUUGAUCCUGAGGAUUCGGAAAUCGCUACUGCAAUUGGAGGCAGAUCUUAUGAUGCUUUAAUGACUGAGCUUACUGCCUUGGAUACACAGACUGUUAAGGCUCCAAGCUGUAAAAGUAGUGAGGAAUGCUCUGUUGAUUUUCCUGUGUCGGUUACUGCGUCUGCAGAGCAUGGUAGAUUGCGAAAGGGAGAUAUUGAAGAAGAAGAAGCCUUGUUAAGAGCCUUGACAUUAUCUGGAAAGGAAGCAUCUGGUUUUGAUACUCACAGAGACUCAAAUGAAGCAGAGGAGGCUGUGUCUGAAUCCUCAGGUGAAGCAGAGGAGGCUGUGUCUGAAUCCUCAGAUGUAAAUGGGCUCACGCAAAAAGAGGGUGAAGUGAUCAAAGAGUUCUUGAAAGAUAAUGCCAGUCAAUUAACUUGGGAUGGGCUCUUUAACUUGGAAGAUGACCUUAAAGAAGAUGAACUUUGUGUCUUGUACCGCAACGAUCACUUCUCUACCAUGAUAAAGCAUGAUGAAAAACUCUUUACUUUGGUUUCUGAUCAAGGCUAUCUGAUGGAGCAAGGCUUGGUUUGGGAGAGAUUAAGUCAGAUCAAUGGCGACUCUGUCUUCAUGACUGGUAACUUCUUUGUCUUCAAGCGUGCCAGUUGCACAAGCCGAAAAUGGGAUACUGAGAAUGUUAUCUCCGGAAUCAACAGCAGUGAUGAUAAUGAUCUGGAUCUUCAAAUGGCGAAGGAGUUGCAGCGUCAAAUUUGGGCUGGAGAGACUGGAUCAGAGGUACCAAUAAUAACCCUCAAGCACAUAUCUUCUUCAACACAAAGAUGGAAAGAAUUCCUAAUAUGGGCAAAUGGACGAUCUGAAAUAUAACUCAUGAAGCAUUGGCCCCUUACCACUUCUGCGUAUGUCUUUCUUCUUUCUUUAUCUUACUAUCGUUUAUCUUCUUUUUUUAAUAAUUAUUGGCUUUACAUAAAUGUUUUAAGAGUAACCAGCAAUCAGAGCUUUUUGAAUUUGUUUGUUUCUCUUUUUAUAAUUGGCUUUACAUAAAUGUUUUCUGAUGGUUUGUUUCUCUUUUGUAAUUCAUUUUGCUCAUAUGUUACAGAUUUUAAUUGAAUUCAAUUAAAAUAGAAUCAUUUUAUA